AUGCUCGGCCUUCUUCCAUUGGAGCUCAACACCGGACCCUGGACCAGAAAGUCGUCAUCGCUGUGCUCUCUGCUGCUGCUGCUCACCAUCGCCACACUUGCAGUUCCCGGACAGGUCAACAGCGAAGAAGUCGGACUCGGCAAGCACACAAAGAAUGGAGAAAAUGUGAUGCUCACCGCCAACACCGUAACUUCUGACAGGGCGGGCAUCGACCUUGCUAGUCAUAACUUCAAGGAGUUGUAUCCGGACGCCUGUGAUGUUACAAUUAAAGACGGCUACAUCGAGCUUCGGUACAAGAAAGGCAGCAAGGGAUGCACUGUGGACUUGCUCAGCACCGACUCGUCGAACAACAACAAGAUCAAGUUCAAAGCAGGAGUGCGAGGGAAUGCAGAUGGAAAACUCAACGAUUGUCUUGAUGCGGGUGCCUCAUUAGAGCAAAGCUAUAGCAACCUUCUGCCUUUCGUCUACAGCGUCGAUAACAAGGGCAUAGAAGAUCUCAACAACCGUCAAUACAACGAUUCAGGAGCAGAGUGUAAAAGAGGUGCUUGCAAAGACAUUGAUGGAAAAUGCAAGCGUCAUACAUCACUUCAAGUCUCAUGGAGCCAAUCGGAUGGAGAGGUCUAUGCUCACACAUAUCUAAUUGGUGAAAAUAACAAAGGCUUGAGUCAGUCCAAGAAGCCGGAGGGUGAGAGUAUGACUCUAGACUUGGUGAUAAGUACUGCGAGCGGAUUCACGAUGGAGUAUGCAAAGGACGAGGGAUUCGAUGCUUCGACUAAAGCUGCUUGCGUUCACAGGUCAACUCCACUCUUCGAACCCAAAACAUGGAAGAUCACGAAUGAUGGGGAGUUCAAGGACAAACACCUGCUCGUUUUCAGCCUGCUUCGGCAGAAUGCUUCGUAUACCUACAAAGACAGCAAGUUGGCAGUACCUCCAAAUGGACCGGAGUGUGAACUCUUCAUUCAGUUUGUGAGUUUUGCAAUUUUAAGACCAUUUUGUAAUCCUAUAAUCUUUGUGACCCUUCAAGUAAUUUUGUUUUUCCUAGGAUGUAAACUACUACAAGAUGCUCAUCGUCACUCUUCAAACGACAACGCCACCGACCACUUCAACGACCACUGA
Molecule: messenger RNA, 1116 nt
Organism: Meloidogyne enterolobii
Lineage: Eukaryota; Metazoa; Nematoda; Chromadorea; Rhabditida; Meloidogynidae
Source: the annotation of a GenBank genome assembly